Molecule: messenger RNA, 2136 nt
Organism: Talaromyces stipitatus ATCC 10500
Lineage: Eukaryota; Fungi; Ascomycota; Eurotiomycetes; Eurotiales; Trichocomaceae
Product: G2/M phase checkpoint control protein Sum2, putative
Exons: 4
Coding region: 1-1659 (552 amino acids)
Biological process (GO): P-body assembly; cytoplasmic stress granule assembly
Cellular component (GO): P-body
Molecular function (GO): mRNA binding
Source: RefSeq, a predicted model, not a curated record
AUGGAUAUGAACCAUCUAAUAGGCCAGCGGUUCAACUUGAUCUCAAAGAGCGAUAUUCGCUAUGUUGGCACACUUCACGAAAUUAACCCCGAAGCAUCGACAAUCGCACUUGAAAAUGUCGUCUCUCACGGCACUGAAGGACGACGAGGUAACCAGGGCGAAGAGAUUCCUGCGUCAACAACGAUCUACGAAUACAUUGUCUUUCGAGGCAGCGAUGUGAAGGAUAUCAGUGUUGCAGAAGAGAAGAAAGAGCCAGAAAUUCCUCCUUCACAAGUACCAGACGAUCCUGCCAUCCUCGGUAGCAUGUCCCGCCCUGGCCCUCAAGCCCCCCAGCCACAGCAACAACCUCCUCCAGGACCUCCAAGUGCCCGACCUGGUCCUCCCCCCGGAUAUCCUCAGCAACCUCCCUUCCAAGGCUACGGCUAUCCUCCUUACGGUCAACAGCGUUUCGGCCCUCCUGGUUACGGUCCUCCUGGUCCAGGAUUCCCUCCAUAUGGUGCUCCUCCUGGAUGGUUCCCCCAACCAGGUCAGGGUUUCCCACCUGGUGCACCUGGUCAGUUUGCUCCUCACCAAGGACUAAUUGGAACCCCUGGUCAACAGCGUCCAGGUGGUCCUCCCGGGCCUCCUAUCAACCCUCCCAAACCCACUUCAGAACUUCCCGUUGGUGAAAAGACUGCUCCUCAACCGACUAAGACCGCCACUCCAACACCCGGAGCUGCGCCAGAAGGUCCAACUCCUCCAGUCGAAUCCAAACCUACGGUAGCAGAGGUCGCUCGUGGAGCUGCCCCAGCAGCACCUCAGGGUCCGUCUGCAACUGUUCCUGUUACUCAGACUCCAUCCAAGUUACCUCCCAAUGGCCCCAAGAAUGAUCGUUUCAUCCCGGCUAUUCCGAUUGCCAACCCCGCCGUGAAGCCAACCGUUCCACUCUCAGCUGCGCAGCAAGGUGCAGUUGCUGCAUCUCAAAGCACAGCACAGGCAGCUAUAACGGAGGCUACCCGAGCUGCAACAGCUGCGGUUGCAGCAGCAAUGGCAAAACUUCCGCAACCUGGUGCUCAAAAGAAACCGAACGACACCGGUGUCGAUGACGUGACUAAGAAAUUCAACGAUAUGAAGCCUUACGAUCAUAACCGUACGAGCCGCGGUACACAUCAUGGGCCACGAGGCGGCCGUCCCCACGGCCAGCGUGGCGGACCGCAUGUUGCAGGAAGGAAGUUAGAACUUCCCGACACCGAUUUCGACUUUGAAUCUGCCAACGCCAAAUUCAAUAAGCAGGAUCUAGUGAAGGAGGCAAUAGCUACUGGAUCUCCUAUAGUAGAAGAGGAGAAAGAGAUCAACAAAACAGAAGAGGUAGCCACAAGCCCUUCGGCCGCUCCUUCAGCAUACAACAAAUCGUCUUCUUUCUUCGACAACAUCUCCAGCGAGAUCCGAGACCGGGAAGAGAACACGGGUCGUCCUCGUGAACGCCGCGGUGAAGAAGAGAAGAAGAACAUUGAGACUUUUGGUCAAGGCAGUGUCGAUGGGUACCGUGGAUACCGUGGACGUGGCAGAGGACGUGGUUAUGGUCGAGGAGGAUACAAUCGGGGCUAUGGAAAUCGAGGACGAGGUAACUACCGUGGCCGCGGUGCUUCGCAGUCUACCGGUGUUCCUGCGCAGACUUAGCCUGUCUUCGUCCGUGGAAUCCUUAUCGAGUGACACGUCCGCAUCAUUCUUCAUGUUUGGGUACAGCGUACGUUAAAAGGACACCAAAACUCUUCCCUUGUGGCACUUUGGCGUUGUUUUCCUGCCGUGAACUAAACCAAAAGGUUUGUUUCGAGUUAUUAUCUAUUCGCUUUUGUCUGUUUUUACUGGCGCAAUCAACGCAUAUGGAGGGUUCGUACUACGUGGAAAUGUCUGUUGAAAAAGAAAAGAAGAUGAUAUUUGCUUUUCAUUAUUAACCAUGAUGAUGAUAUCCGAUUUUGCACUUCGGUUGAUUCAGUACUCGUUUAUUAUUCAUAUCAACAUUAUUCCUUCUGUUUUAUGUGCCGAUGACUUUUGGGAACUGAGCUGCAAGAGAGAGGGAGUUGUGUAUCAUACGAAAUGUGAAUUAAAAGAAUCAAGUCAAUUGACUGAACUGUAUGAAGUAGUGAUAAAUCAUUG